AACUCUUAGGGGGUUUAAUCAGCACAAGUUAAAUCACGCCAUUUAUCACGCUUCUCUCCCUUUAUAAUCCUACUUACCAUAACCUUAACUCCCUACAUCUAACCAAUCCACAUCCUUACCAGAUCAUUAGCUAGUAAAAAUGAUCUCUUCGCCCUUUCUACUCGUGCUAUUACUAUUCUUGCUCAAUCUUGGAACUCCAAUCCUCGCCUCAUCCUCCUCCCUUCAAGACCCAGACAUCGUGGUCCAAGAUGUACAUAAGAGCAUCAAUGCAUCGCGAAGAAACUUAGGUUACCUCUCCUGCGCAACCGGCAACCCUAUCGACGAUUGCUGGCGGUGCGACCCCAACUGGGAGCAGAACCGUCAGCGCUUGGCGGACUGCGCCAUCGGUUUCGGCAAAAAUGCCAUGGGCGGGAAAGGCGGUCGCAUCUACGUCGUCACCGACUCCGGCGAUGACGACCCAGUCAACCCACGGCCCGGCACCCUCCGCCACGCCGUGAUUCAAGACGGGCCACUGUGGAUAAUCUUCAGGAGAGACAUGGUCAUUCGGCUCAACCAAGAGCUCGUCAUGAACUCACACAAGACCAUCGACGGCCGCGGAGCCAGCGUCCACAUCGCCGGCGGAGCGUGCAUCACCAUCCACCACGUGACUAAUGUAAUUAUCCAUGGCAUUCACAUACACGACUGCGUGAAAGCGGGGAACGGGAUCAUCAGGGACUCGCCGGAGCACAAAGGGUGGUGGGAGGUGUCGGACGGCGACGGCAUUUCGAUCUUCGGCGGUAGGGAUAUCUGGGUGGAUCAUUGUUCUCUGUCGAAUUGCAAUGAUGGGUUGAUAGAUGCGAUUCAUGGGUCUACUGCAAUUACAAUUUCGAACAAUUAUUUCACUCAUCAUGAUAAGGUGAUGCUGUUAGGGCACAGUGAUGAGUAUACGCAGGACAAGAACAUGCAGGUCACUAUUGCUUUUAAUCAUUUUGGAGAAGGCUUAGUUCAAAGGAUGCCUAGGUGCAGGCAUGGGUAUUUUCAUGUGGUGAACAACGAUUAUACUCACUGGGAAAUGUAUGCAAUUGGUGGGAGUGCUUCUCCAACUAUCUACAGCCAAGGGAAUAGGUUUCUUGCACCCAAUGACAGAGACAGGAAACAAGUGACGAAGCACGAGGACGCACCGGAAAGUGAGUGGAGGCACUGGAACUGGAGGUCGGAGGGGGACCUGAUGUUGAACGGCGCAUAUUUCCUGCAGUCGGGGACUGGGGCGGGGGCUACAUACGCAAGGGCAUCAAGUCUAAGCGCCCGCCCCUCUUCUCUGGUGGCCUCCAUCACCACCGCUGCUGGUGCACUUAAUUGCAAGAGGGGAGCCCGUUGCUAGCUUCACUUCCUACCUCCACUUAAUCAACUACUUAAUGCAAAAUACAAUGAUUUACCAAACCAUUUUUCCCUCAGAAUUUUGGCAUUAGCUAAAUCCGCCGGUUUGCUGAAAUAUAUAGUAUAUUAAGCCUUGUGUACUUGACUUAUCAAAAUCUAAAUUUGGAUCUUUUGUUGCCAAAUAAUAUUGUUCUGAAUAUGAAUUAUUUUUUCGAAAAAAUAAAAAACCGAGAUGCAAUACUA
Sesamum indicum (sesame) is the source of this 1599-nucleotide messenger RNA. RefSeq names its product pectate lyase. Lineage: Eukaryota; Viridiplantae; Streptophyta; Magnoliopsida; Lamiales; Pedaliaceae. The record is from RefSeq and is a predicted model, not a curated record. Gene Ontology annotation, molecular function: pectate lyase activity.